This is a messenger RNA of Rhododendron vialii, 1541 nucleotides long. RefSeq names its product bifunctional nuclease 2-like. Gene Ontology annotation, molecular function: nuclease activity. The record is from RefSeq and is a predicted model, not a curated record. The transcript has 11 exons. The coding region runs from base 329 to 1297 and encodes 322 amino acids. Gene Ontology annotation, cellular component: VCB complex; nucleus. NCBI's taxonomy places the organism in Eukaryota, Viridiplantae, Streptophyta, Magnoliopsida, Ericales, Ericaceae. Gene Ontology annotation, biological process: protein ubiquitination.
GGGAGUUGGAACACCACCUAACCUACCGGAACCCUCGGGUCUAUCUAUAUCUUCUCUCCUUGUCCUUGUUCUUGUUCUCUCCCUAUCAAAGCUUACAGUCUCUUAUUCUCUCUCUCUCUCUCUCUCUCUCUCUCUCGUUAUCUUCAACGCAGGUCGAUCAAGAUGAUCUGAUAAUUAAUACAAAUAUAAUUGCGCUUUGCACAGUGGAAUUUGUGACUGUUGAGAAAAUUAGCCGAUCGGAGAGUUGGACGAUUGAUUGGGCGUAGAGCAACGAUCUCUUGAUCUUUUCGAAGGUUGUGGAGCUUCUAGAGGUCUUUCAGAAGGUGAGAUGGGUUCUCUGCAAGGACCAGUCAUUUGUCCUGCUCUCCGAGCAAAACAUAUGGUAGUUAACGCUCUUCCUGUUAAUAGUCCUUUAACAAAGGCUGAAAUUCGUAGAAGUGAAUCCUGGGGAUUCAGAAGAAUCAAUGGUAAUGGGAUUAAUGUGGGCCGCCUACAUGUGCGGAAGUACAAGAAGGUGCAAAGUAGUUUCAAUUCGUCAUCCAAUGGGAAUGGUAGUAUGGCAGAGAUUAACGAAAAUGACGAAGAUUAUGUGAACUGCAGUGUCGUUGAAGCAGUUGAGGUGAAGAGUGGUCCAGAUGGCUUUAUGAUUAAGAUGAGAGAUGGUAGGCAUUUAAGAUGUGUUCAUAACAACCCUCUAGUUGGGCAUCUGCCUGAUUAUGCUGCACAUCCUGCUAUUGUACUGAAGAUGGAAGACGGGACGGGUCUUCUGCUCCCUUUAAUUGUUUUGGAGAUGCCAAGUCUGUUGCUUCUGGCAGCCGUACGCAAUGUCCAAAUUGCUAGGCCCACUAUGUAUCAAGUUGUGAAGGAGAUGAUUGAAAAAAUGGGCUGUGCGGUGAAGCUUGUUCGAGUCACCAAGAAAGUGCAUGAAGCAUAUUUUGCUCAGAUAUACCUAUCAAAGAAGGGUAAUGAAAAGGAGUGUGUCAGCUUUGACCUUCGACCUUCAGAUGCCAUUAACAUUGCAGUAAGAUGCAAGGUGCCUAUCCAAGUCAAAAAACAUUUGGCUUAUAGUGAUGGGAUGAGAGUCAUUGAAUCUGCAAAGUUGUCAAUGCGCACUUCUUCUUCGGAUGGACUAUUGUUUACUGAACUGGACAGGCCUAGUGGAAAACCAUGCACUGAAACAACAGAGUUCAAUCUUUUGCGCAACAUGCUGAUUGCUGCUGUUGAGGAACGGUACAGAGAUGCAGCUCACUGGAGGGACAAACUCACUCAGCUUAGAUCCAAGAGGAAUUGGACAUAACAGGUGUUCGAGGAGGAUGGAAUUUGUACAUAAAACACCAUUGGGUCUAGUUGAAGAGGGGGACUCCCAGUUAGAAAUCCAUCAUUUAUUCCUCCUCUACUUCUUCCCCUCCCCUCCAACAAAAUGUUGCAGCAGGUUGUGCAUGUGUGUAUAUGGUCGAAUUUGACUGUUUUAGUGCAAAAUGUUUGACUUUAUGUGAGAUACUCUGGUUAUAUCUCUAUAUAUAGCAUUGCGGAAUCCAAAA